This is a messenger RNA of Phytophthora infestans T30-4, 4290 nucleotides long. Its product is annotated as Nucleoside Diphosphate Kinase. The coding region runs from base 1 to 4290 and encodes 1429 amino acids. The transcript has a single exon. Gene Ontology annotation, molecular function: nucleoside diphosphate kinase activity. The record is from RefSeq and is a predicted model, not a curated record. Gene Ontology annotation, biological process: UTP biosynthetic process; GTP biosynthetic process; CTP biosynthetic process. Lineage: Eukaryota; Oomycota; Peronosporomycetes; Peronosporales; Peronosporaceae.
AUGGGCGGGGACGCCUUCGUCGUGGUGUUCUUUAAACCAGAGAUCUCGACGGGCUUUUUCAAGUUCACUUCAAGUGCCAAUGACAGUGAAUCAGAUGCUACCCCUUCUACAGAGCCCUCGUCUUCGAUCCCUGGAGUCUCAGCAGUCGAGGCUGCAUUCUUGUUACCGAAUGGCCACAUCAUACCAACUGUUCUCAGUCGGAUUAAUGAUAAAGGCUUUGAGACCAUCCAGCGACGCAUGCACCAGUUGACAAAAGCCGAAGCUCGACAUCUCUUUACGUACGAGCAGCAGUAUCGAUUCAAAGACGACCCCGAAUCGUUUGCGGCCUAUUUGAACUCGAUCACCAGUGGUCCGAGUCUCGCGUUGGUACUCAAGCUACCUGCAGCGUUGGCGUUGGGCGAUGCCAACGCUGCAAUCAAGAAAUGGGUCGAAUUGGCUGGAGAUUGGGACCCCGUCGUUGCUCGCAAGAAGGCUCUCGCAGCUUCGACCCCUCACGAUCAGUGGCCACUUCGAGCUCUUUGUGGACUCAAUACCGUACAAAACGGCAUCUCUAGCAGUCCACACGUGUGUUGUUCGCGACGAGAACGAUACUUCCUGAUGCCACCGCCAGUGCCACAACUUGAACGGGCAACAAUAGUACUAUUUCCCUCGUUUUACACAAAUUUUCCCGAUGCUAAAGAGACUCUUUUUUCGACCAUCGGAAGGGAGGCGCAAGCAAUUGUAGUCGAAAAUUAUGAGAGCUGUUCUCUUUCAGACGAUCAAGUUAUCGCUCUCUGUGGAGUCACCCUUACAUCGGGGUCAGCUCAGACGUGUGAGAGUGUGGUGCAGCUCGCACGGGAGACUGCGGGUAGUAAAGGUGUCGAUGUUAUCGUCCUCGAAGGUCUCGACUUGACCUACACUCUGCGCUUCGCUGUGGGUCCUGCUAACGUGGAGCUUGCGAAGUUUUACUUCCCGGAGUCAGUCCGAGCUCGUGUGGUUUCUAAACUACCAUCGGUAGAGCUCCCGCUCGAACUUCACCCCAACGAGACAGCAGACGACGAUGCGUUGGGGUUCGAAAGUGGGUUAUUCGUCUCUUUCGACCCGAAACUAAGCAUCCGAAAUACCACCGAACCGAUUUUUGACAAGGGAACUCCAGUCGAGUCCACACUCGGUCUCAUCAAGCCAAACGCUGCUUGUAAACCUGAGGUUGUUACUGAAAUACUGCGUAUGACCAACGUGUUUGGGUUUAAAGUGGAGCGUCAACGUCGGCUGCUGCUUUCUCGGGACCAAGCCGGCGCGUUUUACGCUGAACAUCGUGGAAAAGUUUUCUUCAAUACGCUGUUGGAAUUUAUGACAAGUGGGGAAAUUGUAGUCUUGCAUCUGGCACGUACACACGCCAUUAAAGCCUGGCGAGGCCUCAUGGGACCAAUUAAUAGCAUGACGGCCCGUGAGACGCACCCGUGGACAUUAAGAGCACGAUUCGGUGUUGAUGGUACUCGGAAUGCCACACACGGCAGUGACUCCAGUACCAGUGCUGCCCGUGAACUCUGUUUCUUCUUCGGUAGUGCUGUAACUGCAUCAACAUCAACACAGACAGCCCCUUUGAAAGCACAAGCCGUGGCCCAGAGACCGAUUGCAAGUUCUGGAAUAUCGGACACCAGCGUUGAGAAGAUUUUGACUCUAGGAUUGAAAGAACUCGUUGAGAAAAACCUGUCUGAUCCUCUGGAAGCGUGUCGAUGGCUGGGUGAGUGGCUUGUAAGCUAUCGGUCUCGUGGACUUGAAGAGGGCUCCGAAAUGUACAACACUUCAGACUCCGCUCGUAGACCAAAGGCAACUACCGUGAAGCGAGUUGUUGACGGAGAAAAGACUCUUAAAGCACAUAAAGUAGUCGCGAUUACUUUGGAUACGUCGGUCAAUUCGUUGCGCAAUGCACUACUCGAUACUUUUCGUAAGAAGCUGGAAAAAAAUCGCUACGGGGUUGUCGAUGUCGCGUCUGAAUUGGAGAAACACACCGCACCGGAUGUGGCUGUAGCUAAUCUCGUGAAGACACUGACACGUUGUGGUCGACGUCGUUGUGUACUUUUCGGUUGUGAAGAUUUCGCGAGUAACUCAGUUUUCCACAAUGAAUUCAAGACUCAAGCUCCUGCUGAGUGGCAAAUUAACUUCAUUGUUCGUUUGGAUCUCGAAAACUCAGCUGGUGUCAUCACACAAACUUCUCCUUUUUUUGAGGUACCAGUCCUCCACUUCAACAUCCCUUCAAAGACACAAGAGAUUGAGAAAGCUGGCGUUCUCCAUGGCCUUUUUCAAGCCGUAAUUGACCCCAACAUCAUCAUUUUAGUAGAUCCUGAAAAACUUUUUCCUGUUAUUGUAUGGACCCAAGUUGCAACUCAGUUCGGCUUCAACCUGGUUACGCUCGAAGAUGUUAUCACUUUACUGACGAACUCUAACAUUAACUCGGACGAUACUCGACUUCUACUCGAAUUAUUGCGCUCUGGAUCCAAAGUUUCAUCAACUCUAAUUCUGACAGCCAUCCGACGCGUAAUUUUCGGGCUGCUGCCCGGAUCCAAUACUUUCGGACAAAAGUUCAUGCUACUCGGCUUCCCGUGGCCAGAUAUCCAACUUGCAGAGCUGGAGCAGACAGUAGGAAGACCUCAAAGUUUGCUGUAUAUCGGACAGAAGAAACUCAGAUUUAAAGCUACCGCGAGUUCCUUAGAACUUCCAGCGUGGGUGACAGUGUUCCGAAAGAAAGGCCUUGUAAGGCAGGUCUGGAUUGACUCAACCGUUAGCGUUGAUCGUGUCGCAGCUUACGCGGCACUACAGAACGUUGCACUUCCAGUGAUCGGCUGCUAUUUGGGCGAAUGCGACGGUCUAGAACAGUUUGGAUGCUUGCGGAUUGCAGCCAGAACUCAAGGGUUUCUCUGGAUCGAUUGUGCUACUGUCACCCCAUCCGUACAGAAGCUGCGAGAGUUGUUGCUGCGUGCUCAAGCGGGACGAGAGAAGUUCCUCUUGUACGGCUAUCCACAGACUUCUGCACAGGCCGCAGAGUUCCUCAACCUUGUUGGUCGUCCGCGAUUCGUGAUUCACAACUCGUCGGCUUCGCCUGUCGCACCAGAACUUCUUGCAGCCUUCGACGCUCACCCAGAUAUCUCGCAGCUAGAUCUGGCUAGCUCAAACGGUCCUUCCAAGCUGCGAUCAAUCUUUUUCAGCAAACAAGUGGUUGCACUAGUAGGCAGCGUUGACACGCUGCACUUGCCGCAGCUUCGUGACGUGGUGGCACCGCUUGGAUACGACGUCAUCGAGUUCAAACACGACCACGUUUUACACGACGAAGACGAGCAAAUUCGUGGCUUGGAACGCCAAGUCCAAGCCGUACAAGCUCCACGCUGUUUGGUCAUUGGAGCACCGGCGUCACCGAGUUUUUAUCAUGCUUUGGAAGCUCGUAUCGGGUGUUCGAUGCACCAGAUCUUGAUCUUACAGCACGUCAAAGUCCGCGUUCGAGAUCCUGCGAUGGACGACGAGGACUCGGCUGGUGAUUCAGAUGAAGAGCAGGGCCACGUUCUCAUCAAUGACAGUGGCAGCGAUGGAGACGACACUGCGAAGCCCGCAAUCAGAUGGCGAAAGGUGUUUCAAGCGCUGAGUCCACAGCUCUCGCAGCUUGUUAAGAGUUUUGCAUCGGCCUCCAAGUCGUCGAUCUCCAUCGACGUCGUCGGGUUCCUGGAAAACGCCCCACGCGGCUCGUCUCGAGUGGUUCAAGACGUCGUGGCGCGUCUUCGUCCGCGCUUUUUUGGCGUGGUUGGCCACCGCUUCUCGUUCUAUCAAACGGUGGCACGGGGCUUCUGUCGACGACAUCUAGCGGGAUUUCUCGAUCUUACUAACGUUUCCAGCAACAAUGAAGCGCUGCAACAAGUAGCGACUCUCAUACAGACCACGCCACAUUCGAGCUACUGUCUCGAUGGCUUUCCUCGCUCGUCACUUCCAGAUGACUCCGUGUCCUCGACACCUCGUUACGUGGCCCAGCAGCUGUGGGAACUGGACCGUCGACUGGGCAAAAUGAACAUGCUGGUUCGUUUUACCGCGACGUUGGAGAUGCUGGAGGAGCGAACACCGAAGCAAGUUACCCGUCGAAUGCUCGACUUGGCUCAGGACGACCUGGAGCAAACGUCCGCAGACCUCGUGCGGUGGUUCACGACUGGCAAAAGUCAUCAGACGAUCACCGAGGUCACGUGCGACCGAACAGUCGAGAGCGCGCAGAAAGAGAUGGACGAUGUUCUGCAGUGGACUCUGCGUCCAAGUAGACCUUCCAUUAAUUAA